Indicator indicator is the source of this 778-nucleotide messenger RNA. RefSeq names its product SLC35A4 upstream open reading frame protein-like. The coding region runs from base 6 to 317 and encodes 103 amino acids. The transcript has 3 exons. The record is from RefSeq and is a predicted model, not a curated record. NCBI's taxonomy places the organism in Eukaryota, Metazoa, Chordata, Aves, Piciformes, Indicatoridae.
GUAAGAUGGCGGACGAUAAGGACUCGCCGCCCAAGUUGAAGGACCUCGCCUUCUUGAAGGACCAACUGGAGAGCCUGCAGCGCAAGGUGGAGGACGAGGUGCACGCUGGCGUGGGGCAGGAUGGCUCUCUGCUGGCCUCGCCUUUUCUCAAAGGCUUCUUGGCAGGCUACCUGAUCGCCAAGCUUCGCUUCUCGGCCGUGCUGGGCUUCGCGGCUGGCACCUGCACUGGCAUCUACGUCGCUCAGAACUACGCCGUGCCCAACGUGGAGAGGACAAUUCGGGACUAUAUCAAUUCGCUAAAAAAAGGUCGGGACUAGCCAGGAGCCCUGCGGUGCAGUGACUGCAGGGCUGCUGCUCCUUAGCUAGCAGGCACUGAAGGUUCCCAGGGCACUCAGAAGCACCACUGCUGCUCUCCUCUGCUGGAAAGGACUUCACACGAUGUCACUGCAGGGCUGGUUGUGGGGUAUCUACUAGAGCUCUGUGGAAGCAGUCAUCACUAACCCACAGCAGCUUGGAAGCACCAGCAGCCAACGGUUUGCCAGCUGCCUCUUCCCCCUCACCUGCUCCCCACGGCCCUGAGAGGACUGGAAGGCUGCCUGUCACCUGUCACUGUGCUUGCCACCCUUCCACUGAGGCUUUGCCCUAGGAACACGCUUGGUGUGGCUCCCUGGGGGCUCGUAGUGCUCAUUCUAAAGGAAAGACACCCCCCUGGUCUGCUGCUGCGGCAGAAGUGCAGCAGGCAGUGCCCUGCUUUACUCAGGCUCAUUAAAUUUGUGGU